Molecule: messenger RNA, 2385 nt
Organism: Meyerozyma guilliermondii ATCC 6260
Lineage: Eukaryota; Fungi; Ascomycota; Pichiomycetes; Serinales; Debaryomycetaceae
Gene: CTA7
Product: Cta7p
Exons: 1
Coding region: 1-2385 (794 amino acids)
Biological process (GO): DNA-templated transcription; positive regulation of transcription by RNA polymerase II
Cellular component (GO): nucleus
Molecular function (GO): sequence-specific DNA binding; zinc ion binding; DNA-binding transcription factor activity, RNA polymerase II-specific
Source: RefSeq, a predicted model, not a curated record
AUGUUCAUAUCCACCAUGGAUAAAAGAGACAACAAACCCCUUCUUUAUUCGGGCAUGUCGUUUCACAACAGUAGCACCGAGUCCAAUAUGAGAAAACGGGCGCUAGAUCUGGAUCUACCCGGUUCGAAUCUACUUCCGGGCAUGCAUCCCACCCUCGGAUCCGGCCCGACUCCCCUGAUAUUCCCGGUCCAUGUCCCCCCACCAAUGGCUCAUCAAUCUGCAGACUUAAGGCUGCAAACACCUGUUGACGCUAGAGAACUGCAACGUGUAAGAGUACGUGCAUCCAAGGCAUGCGACCGAUGCCGAAGUCAAAAGGUUAAAUGUUCUGGAGAACAGCCUUGUCUUAAUUGUUCAAAACAUAAUAAAGAAUGCGUGUUUCUGAAACUUACAGAUAAUGGAACCAAACUGCUUGGAAGAAAUUUGGAUAUUAAUGUUCCGGUAUUAUUUGGAUCGUCUGCCUCAGCUCCUGCCCCGGAUCUGUCAUACGUAAUGCACCUCGAAAACCGGGUGCGUUAUCUCGAACUGCUUCUCACGCCGCACUCACUGUCAAUUGCACCCUUGCAUAUUAAUACUGGGGAACAAGAAAAUCCCAGACCACCAAUACUUAGUGCUGUAACGUCCAAAUGGCGGUUCCUGCGUCGACACCAAAAUCGAUUGCUUCAUGAUCUUUGUUCCACACUUUAUACGACACUUCUGGACGAAAAUAAGGUGCUUGUAUCAGUUCCGAGGUCGCAGUAUUUUGGGUGGAAUUUAUCCGGCGUCAAAUAUAUUCCGUCAGAACCGCUUCCGACCGCCCCGCAGUUAGACGUCGAUGAGGCCGAUUUGGUGGACUAUUUUUUCCGAGAAAUCAACAGUGUUUUUGGGGCUAUUCAUGAGCCAGUUUUUCGUGAGCAGCUCAUGGCAUACAAUGAGUUGGUCAAGGAAGAAGCCGAUAAGCAAAAUCAGUCGCUGGAAUCAUUGGCAAGAUUUAAUAGUGCACGGUUAUUUCUGGCCCAGCUCUAUCUCAUGUAUGCACUUUCCACUCGAUUUAAGGAAUUUCUGAAGCCACAAGGUCCCUCAAUGGCAGCACUAGAAGCCGAGGUGGCAGCGUUUCGAUACGGAUAUUCAGUGGUCAAUCUUUUGUCUUUUGAAUGGGAAUCUUUCGAACUUGUCCAAGCCUGGAUUCUCAUCACGCUUUACCUCAGAAUUUCCCACCGACAAACCUCAGCAAACACAGCACUUAACCGGGCCACCACCAUGGUCCGGCUGAUGGGGUUGGGACAAAACCACAUGGUUAUGGCCAAUUCUACGCCGUAUGAGCAGCUUAAAGCGAAGCGAAUAUUUUGGGCCGUUUUCACCAUGGAACGAGUUUUUGGGUUACAAACUGGUCGGUACGGAGCUCUCACGAUGGAGCACGUCAAGAGACCGUUCCCCAUUUUGGAUUAUGAGUCGGAAAAUGAUACCUGGCUUCCAAAACCGGCAUUUGCACUUUUGCAUAUUGCCAGAAUAGCCACCUAUGUGCAUACUUCCGAGCACGACGACUUUGACUUGAUCAAGUACCAGCAAGUGGAAAAGGAGCUUGAGGAUUUGAACCGGUGGUUUGUGGAAAAUGAAUUUUCCGACACCGAUUUAUUCAGCAAAAACCGACGGCUGCAAAUUUCCGGUCUCGCAUUGGCUCAGAUAAAAUUACACUACUACGACUUGAUAAUGUGUGUUCACGGCAAGAUACUCUUUGACUUUCUCGGCAAAAGAAUUGUCAACGAGGGACUCAAAAUCGACCGGGUUUUCACUUCUUGUAUGGGUAUUCUUGGAGUAUUGGAAAAAGUCCACCGGGCCAAACUUCUUUAUGUUCCAUGGUACAGCACUCUAGUGUUGCUAUUUAAUGUCGGAGUCAACUCUUUAACACUUAUUCAUGCCGGACAGCGAGUCCAACAAGCCAAACAUAUGUUUCGAACUGCCAUCAAGCUCAUCACCGUUCUUCAAAAAGCUGCGGUUCACAAUGACCAGGGGAAAAUCCAGGCAAAACACAGGUUCACCAUGGUGCGCGAGUGCUUAUGGGCUCUUAAAAUGACCAGCAGAACUCUUUCAUUGCGUCUUCAACAAGAUUUCUCCGACUUGAAUAAUAUCGGAGUUGACCAUGGUUCUUCCGAAGUCAACAAACAGCACUUUUCUCAAAUGGGAAUUGCCGAAGAAGACUAUGGCGAGGGCCUGUCGUCGCAGCAAACCCCCAACCCGCCGCAAUCCAAAUAUAAUCCGUUCUAUGCACCUUCUUCCACCAUGCCGCAGCCAAUUCCCGACCUCGAUGUUACCCCGGGACUGCUGUCUUCGGGGAUUCUUGAUGAAAAUUUGCAUUUGGGUAAUUUACAGUGGUUUGACCAGUGGAUGGACUUUAACUAUGAUAUUUAA